AUGGGUACGCCGUCCGCCGGCGGGCUCGGCUGCUUUGACCGUUCGUCGUGGCUGGCACAGAACAUCAACGUGGGCAUGUUCGACUACCUGUACUGGCUGCUCGCCGUGCUCAGCACAAUCAACCUGCUCGUCUUCGUUCGAGACGCAGACCACAGUUGCUGUUCAGGUUCGCGGCGGCCUGCGCAACUACGACGCGGCACGGGCGGCCGGGAUGAGCAGGCACUUUGGAUUCAAUCGCUGUCCGAGAAGAUGCGGCCCGGCGAGUCCCCCGAGGCCGCCGCGGCGUGCGCCGUCCGGGAGGAGCUAUCCAUGGAGUGUCGAUUGUCAUAG
Miscanthus lutarioriparius is the source of this 330-nucleotide messenger RNA. The record is from the annotation of a GenBank genome assembly. NCBI's taxonomy places the organism in Eukaryota, Viridiplantae, Streptophyta, Magnoliopsida, Poales, Poaceae.